This is a messenger RNA of Solea solea (common sole), 1017 nucleotides long. It is a transcript of the gene lrrc51, whose product is annotated as leucine rich repeat containing 51. The transcript has 5 exons. Bases 188 to 730 code for a protein of 180 amino acids. Gene Ontology annotation, molecular function: protein binding. Lineage: Eukaryota; Metazoa; Chordata; Actinopteri; Pleuronectiformes; Soleidae. The record is from RefSeq and is a predicted model, not a curated record.
UUUGACUCAGCAAACGUUAAUGCUGAUGUUGUAAUUCAAGGGCAUUCGUAAAUGUAAUCGAGUUAAACCACGAACCCAAUGACGUAGGUCUACCUGACCGUUUCUAUGGAAACAGGUUGUUUUAUCCUGCUGGACAGACAGGUAACUUCAGUAAUCGACGGCGAGUGACAAUUCUACAGGUGUGAAAAUGUAUGGCGCUCCAGUGGAUUUAUCUUUUAAACACAUCAGCAGUUUGACAGAUGCCUGGUCAGUAGAACCCACGAGAGGCCUGCGGCCUUUAAAGAGAAAUUCACAGAUGAAAUACAACAGUCACUGCCUGCGUCUCAAUAACAACAACAUUGUUGACCUUGAUGAACUCCAGAUGACCAUCAACCACUUCUUGGCUGAGCCUUCACAGCUCGCCUGGCUCGACCUUUCAUUCAACAAAAUCACACACAUUGACCAUGUUCUGUGUGAGCUGCAUGAGCUUCGUGUGUUGUAUCUUCAUGGUAACAGCAUUUUUAUUCUGUCAGAGGUGGAGAAAUUGGGAGUGUUGCCAUAUCUACACACCAUCACUCUACACGGAAAUGCCAUAGAGGCCAACAAAUCUUACAGGAAACGUGUAAUAUCUGCUCUGCCUCGGUUAAAGACAAUGGACUUCAGUGCUGUGACACAGCAAGAGAGAGUCAUGGCAAACAUCUGGUAUCACAACAACAACCACAGGAGAAACAGCUUCGACACUCUACAGUGACUGCUGGCUCAUCUGCAUCAUGUGGUGUGUUGAAAUAAUAGUCUCAUUCAAAUGACCUGUGUCCUUCAUUGACCACUGAAAAACGGAAUAUAUGUAUUUCUAUAUGGUGUUUAUCUGCUGAAAUUCACCUUUUAUUAUUGGAUAGUCCAAAAAGAAGUCCGCAUUUGAUCUAUCCAGAAGAGUCAGUCACUAUGUUAACAUUGAUAGUAUUCUCUUCAUAUUAUGUACAACAUCGUCUGAAUCAUGUUUACAUUACAAAUAGUGCAGUAAAAACAAAUUCAACAUCA